AUGUCCUCCUUCGCUAAUAAAGAAAAACCUGACGUAUUGGUUCUAUUUGAUGUUGACGGUACUUUAACCCCAGCCCGUUUAACCAUUUCAGAUGAAGUUAAGGAAACCUUGAAGGCUCUCAGAAAGAAGGUUGUCAUCGGUUUUGUUGGCGGUUCAGAUUUAUCAAAACAAGUUGAACAGCUAGGUCCUACUGUCUUGGCUGACUUUGACUACUGCUUCUCUGAAAAUGGUUUAACCGCAUACAAACAUGGUGAAGAAUUGGCCACACAGUCAUUCAUCAACUGGAUUGGCGAGGAGGAAUACAACAAGUUGGUUGUGUUUGCCUUGAAGUACUUGUCUUCCAUUGAAUUGCCAAAGAGAAGAGGUACCUUUAUUGAAUUCAGAAAUGGUAUGAUUAACAUUUCCCCUAUCGGCAGAAACGCUAGUACCGAAGAAAGAAAUGAGUUCGAAGCUUACGACAAGCAGCAUCACAUCAGAGCUAAGUUUGUUCAAGCAUUGAAACAGGAAUUUUCACACCUGAAAUUAACUUACUCUAUUGGUGGCCAAAUCUCUUUUGAUGUGUUUCCAACUGGUUGGGAUAAGACCUACUGCUUGCAGCACGUAGAGAAGGAGGGCUUCAAGGAGAUCCACUUCUUCGGUGACAAGACAUUUGAGGGCGGUAACGACUGGGAAAUCUACAACGAUUCUAGAACUAUCGGACACUCCGUUUCCUGUCCAGAAGAUACUGUCAAGAUCUUGAAGGAGCUUUUCGAUUUGUAA
Molecule: messenger RNA, 759 nt
Organism: Eremothecium sinecaudum
Lineage: Eukaryota; Fungi; Ascomycota; Saccharomycetes; Saccharomycetales; Saccharomycetaceae
Gene: SEC53
Product: phosphomannomutase SEC53
Exons: 1
Coding region: 1-759 (252 amino acids)
Biological process (GO): protein N-linked glycosylation; GDP-mannose biosynthetic process; mannose metabolic process
Cellular component (GO): cytosol
Molecular function (GO): phosphomannomutase activity
Source: RefSeq, a predicted model, not a curated record